Messenger RNA from Ctenocephalides felis (cat flea), 8230 nucleotides. Its product is annotated as inositol 1,4,5-trisphosphate receptor-like. NCBI's taxonomy places the organism in Eukaryota, Metazoa, Arthropoda, Insecta, Siphonaptera, Pulicidae. Gene Ontology annotation, molecular function: inositol 1,4,5 trisphosphate binding; inositol 1,4,5-trisphosphate-gated calcium channel activity. The record is from RefSeq and is a predicted model, not a curated record. Gene Ontology annotation, biological process: calcium ion transmembrane transport. Gene Ontology annotation, cellular component: membrane; endoplasmic reticulum.
AAAACAUUAAAAAUGGGUGAUAUUGCGACAACAAGCUUUCUGCAUCUAGGGGACAUCGUGUCUCUGUAUGCAGAAGGCAAUGUUUGUGGAUUUUUGAGCACUCUCGGAUUGGUCGAUGAUAGAACUGUUGUCUGUCCUGAAGCAGGAGAUCUUGGAAACCCUCCCAAAAAAUUUAGAGAUUGUUUGUUUAAAAUAUGUCCUAUGAAUCGAUAUUCUGCUCAAAAACUUUGGAAAGCUGCUAAACAAAGUGCAAGUGCAAACACUGAUGCAAAUUUAUUGAAAAGAUUACAUCAUGCAGCUGAGAUAGAAAAAAAGCAAAAUGACACAGAAAACAAAAAGCUUCUUGGAUCCGUAGUGCAAUAUGGCAGUGUUGUGCAAUUACUUCAUCUCAAAUCUAACAAAUUUCUUACGGUCAACAAAAGAUUACCAGCGUUGUUAGAAAAAAAUGCGAUGAGAGUAUAUCUUGAUGCUAAUGGCAAUGAAGGUUCUUGGUUUUACAUUUUACCAUUUUAUAAACUAAGAGCUACUGGUGAUAAUGUUGUUGUCGGUGAUAAAGUGAUUUUAAAUCCAGUCAAUGCUGGUCAACAAGUUUUGCAUGUGGCAGCAAAUUAUGAACUACCAGAUAAUUUGGGAUGCAAAGAGGUGAAUGUGGUAAAUUCCUCAACAUCAUGGAAAGUGACUUUAUUUAUGGAACAUAAAGAAAACCAAGAUGAAAUUCUCAAAGGUGGAGAUGUUGUCAGAUUGUUUCAUGCUGAACAAGAAAAGUUUUUGACAAUGGAUGAGUAUAAGAAGUUCCAGCAUGUGUUUCUGCGAACAACUGGAAGAACUAGUGCAACCGCUGCAACUAGUAGUAAAGCUUUGUGGGAGAUUGAGGUUGUUCAGCAUGAUCCUUGCAGAGGGGGUGCAGGACACUGGAAUUCAAUAUUCCGUUUCAAACACCUUGCGACUGGCCAUUAUUUAGCUGCGGAAAUCGAUUCUGUAUCAAAUGAAGAACAGAAAAAUAAUAGCGAAGAUAGUUUAGCUGUCGAAACAAGUGUUGAUGCUAACACAUUAUAUCAUCUGAUAUCUGUGCCGCACUCUACUGAUAUUGCAUCGUUGUUUGAACUUGAUCCAACAACUAUGACAAGAGCAGAUUCUUUAGUGCCUCAAUCCAGUUAUGUUCGGCUGCAUCACAUUUGUACAAAUACCUGGGCUCAUUCUACUUCUAUACCCAUCGACAAGGAUGAUGAAAAGCCUGUGAUGUCAAAAGUUGGUUGUGCCAUAGUUAAAGAAGAUAAAGAAGCAUUUGCUUUGAUCUCCGUUUCUCCAGUUGAAGUACGUGAUUUAGAUUUUGCUAAUGAUGCUUGCAAUGUUUUGUCAGCAAUGUCUGUAAAACUAGAAACUGGAACAAUAUCUCAUAAUGAAAGAAGAGCCGUAACUGCUCUAUUACAAGAUAUAGUUUACUUCAUUGCGGGAAUGGAAAAUGAGCAAAAUAAAUCAGAAGCAUUAGAAUUAAGUGUAGCAAAUCCUAAUCGUGAUAGGCAAAAGUUACUUAGAGAACAAUAUUUAAAACAACUAUUUAGAAUAUUGCAGGGACCGUUCUUACCUUCGGCGGACGGGUCAGCACCAUUUUUGAAAAUUGAGGAACUUAAUGAUCCUCGUCAUGCACCUUAUAAAUAUAUUUUUAGACUGUGUUAUAGAAUAUUACGCUUGAGUCAACAGGAUUACAGAAAAAAUCAGGAACAUAUAGCUAAACAUUUUGCAUUUAUGCAAAAACAAAUUGGUUAUGAUAUAUUAGCUGAAGAUACCAUUACUGCUCUUCUUCAUAACAAUCGCAAAUUAUUGGAGAAGCACAUCACAGCAGCAGAAAUUGAAACAUUUGUUGGGCUGGUUCGAAAAAACAAACACAAUUGGGAAUCUCGUUUUUUAGAUUAUUUAUCAGAUCUGUGCAUUUCAAAUAAAAAGGCUAUUGCUGUGACGCAGGAAUUGAUCUGCAAAAGUGUACUUAGCACAAAGAAUUCAGACAUAUUGAUUGAAACAAGGUUAUUGAAACAUUUUUUUUUUUGAGGAGUCACAGUAAUUGUGAUCAGAAUUUAAAAUUGAAUUAUAUUUUUAUGUAAUUAAAUUUUUGUGAAAUUAUUAAAUAUUUUAUUGUUUUAUCACAGCUUGGUGAAAAAGGACAAAUCCUUUGUUAAAAAAAGUGGAAACAAAACUAGUUCUGAAGCAAUUAAUGAAGAUACUGAUAUUGUUUUAGCUUGGAAUAAUGGAGCAAAAUCUAUGCCAUUGUGUGAAAUAUCAUGCGGAUCUAAACAGGGUAAUCGGGAGUAUGAAUCUAUGCUUCAUUACUAUCGACAUCAGCUUAAUUUGUUUUCAAAUAUGUGCUUAAAUAGGCAAUAUUUAGCUUUAAAUAAUUUAUCACAUUUGGACAUUGACCUAAUUUUAAGGUGUAUGUCUGAUGAAAUGGUGCCAUAUGAUCUGCGUGCUUCCUUCUGUCGACUCAUGUUACAUCUUCAUGUAGAUCGAGAUCCUCAAGAACAAGUUACUCCAGUUAAAUAUGCUCGAUUGUGGUCCGAAAUUCCGACAAAAAUGUCUAUACAUGAUUAUGAUAAUAAUAAAUCUUCAGAUCAAAAUAAAGAAGCUGUUCAAGCACGAUUUAGUACAACAAUCAUGUUUGUUGAGGAUUAUCUGUGUAAUGUUGUAGCAAAAAUGUGGUCUUUUGUUGAUAAAGAUCAGAAUAAAUUAACAUUUGAGGUUGUGAAAUUGGCAAGAGACUUAAUUUACUUUGGAUUCUAUAGCUUUAGUGACUUACUUAGACUUACAAAAACUUUGCUAAGUAUCUUAGAUUGUGUUUCUGAAACAGAUGCACCAGACGGCCUUGUUUCUUCGGGAGAAGUGGAUUCGGAGGGUGGUGUUUUAAGAAGCAUUGGCGACAUGGGAGCAGUUAUGACUUCAUUGGCACUCGGACCAGCAAGUCGAGAAUCUGUGUCGCCAAUAUCAGGAAUUCAACAACGAAAAUCAGCUUCACAGUUAAUGAAGGAUUAUCCAUUGGUCAUGGAUACUAAAUUGAAAAUUAUUGAAAUUUUACAGUUUAUAUUAGAUGUACGAUUGGAUUAUCGUAUUAGUUGCUUGCUAUCAAUUUUCAAAUGCGAAUUCGAUGAAACUGAGCGAUCUUCAGUUGAUGCUGUAUUAUUUAGGCAAAAGAGUAUAGAUCUUGAAACCAUUGGUAGUCAAGCAGAGGGAAUAUUUGGAAGCAGUGAGGACAGCGCUGCAUUAGAUCUUGAUGGGCGAGGUGGUAAAACUUUCCUUCGAGUUCUUCUACAUUUAACAAUGCACGAUUAUCCAUCUGUCGUUUCUGGAGCUCUGCAUCUACUUUUUAGACAUUUCAGUCAACGACAAGAAGUUCUUCAAGCUUUUCGACAAGUUCAAUUGUUGGUUUCGGACAGCGACGUAGAAUCUUAUAAACAAAUUAAAUCCGAUUUGGACGUGUUGCGUCAAAGUGUAGAAAAAUCUGAAUUAUGGGUUUAUAAAUCUAGAUGCGUCGAAGAACAUGGUACUAAUGUCGGAGGUAAUAAUUUGGAGCUGGGACCUCCGUUACAUCCUGAACAAGCAGAGGAAUAUAAAAAGAUACAACAGAUUCUGAUUCGCAUGAAUAAACUUUGCACUCAAACUCAGAAUGGUGGUUUUGUGAAACCACGUAAACAUGAACAGCGUCUUCUUCGUAAUGUAGGUGUUCACACCGUUGUAUUGGAUCUACUUCAAAUUCCAUAUGAUGAAAAAGAAGAUACUAGGAUGAAUGAACUUAUGAGACUAGCACAUGAAUUUCUGCAAAAUUUCUGCUUAGGAAAUCAGCAAAAUCAAGUGCUUUUGCACAAACAUUUAGAUCUAUUCUUAAAUCCAGGGAUUCGUGAUGCUCAGACCGUAUGCAGCAUUUUCCAGGACAAUUCAACUUUAUGCAAUGAAGUUAAUGAAAAAGUAAUCCAACAUUUUGUGCAUUGCAUUGAAACUCAUGGACGUCAUGUGCAAUAUUUGAAGUUUUUACAAACUAUUGUCAAAGCUGAAAAUCAAUUUAUAAGAAAAUGCCAAGAUUUGGUUAUGCAAGAGCUUGUCAAUGCUGGAGAAGACGUGCUUGUUUUUUAUAACGAUAAAGCAUCAUUUAAUCAUUUCGUGGAAAUGAUGAGAAAAGACUGGAAUUCGCUGGAUGAAAGCAGUCCACUAAAGUAUCAUGUUGAACUAGUGAAAUUGCUGGCUUGUUGCACUAUGGGCAAAAAUGUGUAUACUGAAAUAAAAUGCAACAGCUUAUUGCCUUUGGAUGAUAUUGUGGCUAUGGUCAGCGAUCAGGGUUGUAUUCCUCAGGUCAAAGAAGCUUAUGUAGGAUUUUUAAAUCAUUGCUAUAUUGAUACAGAGGUAGAAAUGAAAGAAAUUUAUGCUUCUAAUCACAUGUGGAGUUUGUUUGAAAAAUCUUUUCUUGUUGAUAUGAAUACUGUUCUAAGAUCACAUGGUGAUAAAACUGCCUCAGAUGCUGCUUUGGAGAAUUACGUUACAAACGGUGUCAUGAACAUAAUUUCCACGUUUUUCAACAGUCCGUUUUCUGACCAGAGCACUACAGUUCAGACCCGCCAGCCAAUUUUCGUACAGCUUCUGCACACAGCCUUCAAACUAUCUCAGUGUAAUUGGCUUAAUGCAUCUCAAAGAUUUAAUGUUGAAAACUGCGUUCGAACGCUAUCAGAGAUAUCUAAAAUACGAGGCAUUGCAAUUCCUUCGGAUCUAGAAAUACAAGUUGCAUCGAUGUUCAACAAGGCUGCCAUGCUGACAAGACAGACCAGUAAAUGGUUACUGGCGUCCAAAACACCGAAAAUAGAAAGAUCUCAGUCACAGUUGAUACGGCUAGAUCGUAGUAUAAUCGAAGGCCUUCAGGACAUAGUAUCACUUUUAGAAGAUCAACUAAGACCAUUGGUACAAUCAGAAUUAUCUUUAUUAGUAGAUGUCCUGUAUAGACCAGCUUUCUUAUUCCCAGUUGGAACUGAAUCUAGAAAACGAUGUGAAAGUGGAGGAUUUAUCAGAAGGUUAAUCAAACAUACUGAAAAACUUCUUGAAGAGAAGGAAGAAAAACUUUGCGUCAAAGUCCUAAGAACGCUCCGAGAAAUGAUGGCUAUAGAUCCUGAAUAUGGAGAGAAGGGUGAUGCUUUGCGUAACCACUUGCUUGUUAGGUAUUUUGGAAAAAGUUUUACUCAAAAGCCAGAAACGGUUGAGCUGGGCGUUAAUUUCCAGUUGGCGAAUGUGACCCAUGGACCAGGCGCCAAGCUUCUUAGUCGUGCUGGCAGAACUUUACACGAAGUGCAAAGCCAUUUAGAUAGAGAAGGUGCAUCCGAUUUAGUAGUUGAGUUAGUCAUUAAAUCAAUUCACUCUCCAUCAAUUUUUGUGGAAGCUGUAGAAUUAGGUAUUGCACUUCUUGAAGGAGGAAAUCCUAUCAUACAGAAGAGCAUGUUUAGUAAACUGCUUGGAGGAGAUUUGAGCCAAGCAUUCUUUAAGGUGUUUUAUGAAAAAAUGCGUGAUGCACAACAAGAAAUUAAAUCUACAGUGACCGUUAACACUUCUGAUAUCGCUGCUAAAGCCCACGAGGAUAAACAGGACAACAAAGACCAUGACAAAAUAUCCCGAAAACAUUCUGAAAAACCAAACGGAUUAUUGCUUACUGACGAGCUUCGUGAUGAAAUUAACCAAGCAGCAGCAGCAUCAGCUCAAGCAUACGCCGGGGCCAAGAAUAUUCCACCAGGCACUGAACAUGUCUCAUUAGGAUUAAAUUCAGCUUUGGAAGAUAUGUUGGCAGAAAAAUUAGAUAAGCAUCGGGAAAUUGAAGAUCAAAAUAAAGUUUCUGCUAAAGUACUAGUUAUGCAGCCAAUUCUGAGAUUUUUGCAGUUGUUAUGUGAAAAUCAUAAUCCGGAAUUACAGAAUCUCCUGAGAAAUCAAAAUAACAAGACAAAUUUCAAUUUGGUUUCUGAAACGUUGAUGUUCUUAGACUGCAUUUGUGGUUCUACGACAGGUGGUCUAGGCUUAUUAGGACUAUACAUAAAUGAACACAACGUUGCCUUGAUCAAUCAGACUUUAGAAACUCUUACUGAAUAUUGCCAGGGACCAUGUCACGAGAAUCAGAACUGCAUAGCGACUCAUGAGUCAAAUGGCCUGGAUAUUAUAACGGCGUUGAUUUUGAACGACAUAAAUCCAUUAGGCAAAAGUCGUAUGGAUCUGAUAUUAGAGUUAAAAAACAAUGCUUCCAAACUAUUGCUGGCAAUUAUGGAAAGUAGAGGCGAUAGCGAAAAUGCGGAACGAAUCCUGUAUAAUAUGAAUCCCAAACAACUAGUUGACGUAGCCUGUCGCGCUUAUCAUCAAGAAAUUUUAGACGACGAUGACAAUCAUGAAGAUGCCAAUGACUUAGAUGAUAUUGUUUCUCCCAAAGAAGUGGGUCACAAUAUUUAUAUUUUAUGCCAUCAGUUAGCUCAACAUAAUAAAGACUUAGCUACACUAUUAAAACCAGCUGAGACUAAUAUAGAUCCGAAAAUGAAUCAAGCGCUUUUGUAUUAUGCCACUCAUACUGCUCAAAUUGAGAUUGUCCGUAAUGACAGAACAUUAGAACAAAUUGUAUUCCCGAUACCUGAAAUUUGUGAAUACAUAACAACAGAUACAAAAAUUAAAAUAUUGAAUACUGCUGAACGAGAUGACCAAGGAUCUAAAGUUUCUGAUUUCUUUGAUAGAACUGGACAAAUGUUCAAUGAGAUGCAAUGGCAGAAGAAACUGAGAGGUCAACCUUGGUUGUUCUGGGUUAGCAGUUACAUGUCACUCUGGAGUAACAUUUUGUUUAAUUGUGCUGUACUUAUAAAUAUGAUAGUUGCAUUUUUCUAUCCAUUCACAGAUAAUGUGCCAAACUUAGGUUCACAUUUAUCACUACUCAUCUGGGCUGUAAUGUUAUUAUCUGCCUUUAUAGUUGUUACACUUCCUAGAGAAUCUGGUAUUCGAACUUUAGUAGCUGCCACUAUAUUAAGAUUGAUAUUUUCUAUAGGACCUGAACCUACGUUACGAUUGCUCGGAAUUCUUACGGUGAUUUUAAAAGGAAUACACUUGGUUAGUAUCAUGGGAAAUCACGGUACAGUUACUAAACCAUUAUUCAAGAUUAUAACAGAUGCAGAGUUAUUAUACCAUUGUUCGUACUUAAUUUUUUGUCUACUCGGAAUUAUGUUUCACCCAUUUUUCUAUUCAGUGCUGCUAUUUGAUGUUGUUUACCGCGAAGAAACCCUAUUGAAUGUUAUUCGAUCUGUUACAAGAAACGGAAGGUCUAUUAUUUUAACAGCUGUACUUGCUUUGAUUCUGGUUUAUAUGUUCUCGAUUAUUGGUUACAUGUUCUUUAAAGAUGACUUUUUAGUCAGUGUUGAUGAAGAAAUUGUUUGUAAUGAAGGCAGUUCCGGGAGCUGCCGACGCGCUGAGUCGGACGGUCCAGCUCCUGGUGAAGUUGUGGUUGGUGGAGAAAUUAAGGAACGUGCGUGCGAUUCGCUGAUCAUGUGUAUAGUCACCACACUAAACCAGGGACUUAGAAAUGGAGGUGGCAUUGGAGAUAUUCUGCGAGCGCCUAGUAGCAAUGAGGGCCUAUUUGUUGCCAGAGUUAUAUACGAUUUAUUGUUCUUCUUCAUUGUUAUCAUUAUUGUUUUAAAUUUAAUUUUUGGUGUCAUUAUCGACACAUUUGCUGACUUGAGAAGUGAAAAGCAACAGAAAGAACUCAUUUUGAAGAAUACUUGCUUCAUUUGCGGACUCAAUAGAUCUGCUUUUGAUAAUAAAACUGUUAGCUUUGAAGAACAUAUCAAGUGUGAGCACAAUAUGUGGCAUUAUUUAUAUUUUAUAGUACUUGUUAAAGUUAAAGAUCCUACAGAGUUUACUGGACCGGAGAGUUACGUUUAUGCUAUGGUUAAGACUUGCAAUUUAGACUGGUUCCCAAGAUUAAGAGCCAUGUCAUUAGCUGCUGUUGAAGGCGAGGGAGAACAAGUAGAGCUCAGGAGUCUUCAACUAACAUUGGAAAACACACAAUUGCUUGUCACCAACUUAUCUCAACAACUAAUGGAACUUAAAGAUCAGAUGACUGAGCAAAGAAAACAGAAACAGCGCAUGGGUCUAUUGAAUUCGGCCUCAGCUUACCUACACAAUGUGCAUGCAAUGUGAAUUCAAUCAUUAGACCUAAAACAGUGCAAUCAUUCGUGCAAUUUAGGAA